AUGUCCUAUGACCGCUAUGUCGCCAUCUGUCACCCUCUGCACUAUGGGUCCACUGUGAGCCCCCGUUUCUGCACACAGGCGUCAUGUGGCUCCUGGGCCAGUGGGCUGGUCUAUUCUGCUGUCCACACAGGGACCAUGUUCAGUCAUCCCUUCACUGAGUCCAAUGUGAUUCACCAAUUUUUCUGUGAUAUACCUCAAGUUAUGAGCAUUUCAUCCCAGGCUGUGCAAUUUUCUGAGUUUGUGGCCCUUGCUGUCAGUGCCUGCUUUGUAUUACUUGGCUUUGUCAUCGUAUUUGCCUCAUAUGUUCACAUCUUUUCAGCCGUGCUGCACAUGCGUUCUGUGGACGCCCGGAACAAAGCUUUGUCCACCUGCUCCCCCCAGAUAGCUACACUCACUCUGUUUAUAAUUACAGGAUUGUUUGCGUGCUUAGGCCCUGUUUCAAACUCAUCAGGCAUUCAAAUCCUCCUCACAGCCAUGUUCUACUCCAUGGUGUCCCCCUUAGUCAACCCCAUCAUCUUUAGCCUGAGGAACAGGGAGAUUAAGUCUGCUGUGCAUAGAAUGUUAAAGAAAGCUUUCCAGUUCCAUAGAAGCGAUUUUGUUUCUUAA
Messenger RNA from Manis pentadactyla (Chinese pangolin), 606 nucleotides. Its product is annotated as olfactory receptor 14I1-like. NCBI's taxonomy places the organism in Eukaryota, Metazoa, Chordata, Mammalia, Pholidota, Manidae. The transcript has a single exon. Gene Ontology annotation, cellular component: membrane. Gene Ontology annotation, molecular function: olfactory receptor activity; odorant binding. Bases 1 to 606 code for a protein of 201 amino acids. Gene Ontology annotation, biological process: G protein-coupled receptor signaling pathway. The record is from RefSeq and is a predicted model, not a curated record.